GGGCGGUGCAAGGGGAAGCCCGAGCCCGCUCUCUCGGCCAAAGUGAACUUUAAUCGGGGCGGUUGGAUGCGGAGACGGGGCGGCAGGACCUGCUAGAAGUGGCCGAAGAUGAAUCCCCAGCAGCAGCGCAUGGCCGCUAUAGGGACCGACAAGGAGCUGAGCGACCUGCUGGACUUCAGUGAGAUGUCCCCCCCUGUUAAUAGUGGGAAAACCAGACCAACGACACUGGGAAGCAGUCAGUUCAGUGGAUCGGGUAUGGAUGAACGUGGAAGUACAACAUCUUGGGGAACAAGUGGUCAACCAAGCCCCUCUUAUGACUCAUCUAGAGGUUUUACAGACAACCCUCAUUACAGUGAUCGCUUGAAUGACAGUCAAUUAGGGGUCCCUGAAGGCUUGUCUCCAACACAUUUCAUGAACUCAAAUCUGAUGGGAAAAAUGUCAGAGAGAGGUUCAUUUUCCCUGUAUAGCAGAGAUACCAGAUUACCAGGCUGUCAAUCUAGUCUCCUGAGACAAGAUCUAGGGCUUGGAAGCCCAGCACAGCUGUCUUCUUCUGGAAAACCUGGGACACCAUACUACUCAUUCUCUGCCACAAGUUCCAGGAGAAGACCACUCCAUGACUCUGCAGCACUUGAUCCUUUGCAAGCAAAGAAAGUCAGAAAGGUGCCUCCUGGUUUGCCGCCUUCUGUAUAUGCACCAUCCCCAAAUUCAGAUGAUUUCAACCAUGAAUCUCCUAGUUAUCCAUCUCCCAAGCCACCAACCAGUAUGUUUGCUAGCACUUUCUUUAUGCAAGAUGGGACCCACAAGUCUUCUGACCUUUGGAGUUUAUCAAAUGGGAUGAGCCAGCCUGGUUUUGGUGGAAUUCUGGGGACCUCCACUUCUCACAUGUCUCAAUCCAGUAGUUAUGGCAGCCUUCAUUCACAUGACCGCUUGAGUUAUCCUCCACACUCAGGUUCACCAACAGACAUAAACACAAGUCUUCCACCAGUGUCCAGCUUCCAUCGCGGCAGUACCAGCAGUUCGCCUUAUGUUGCUGCCUCACACACUCCUCCCAUCAAUGGAUCAGAUAGCAUUCUAGGAACCAGAGGGAAUGCUGCUGGAAUCUCACAGACAGGUGAUGCACUUGGAAAGGCUUUGGCAUCUAUUUAUUCUCCUGACCAUACCAGUUUUCCAUCAAAUCUAUCAACACCAGUUGGAUCACCCUCACCUCUCACAGGUACCAGUCAAUGGCCCAGACCUGGAGGGCAAGCUCCUUCAUCCCCAAGCUAUGAAAACUCACUUCACUCCCUGCAGUCUCGAAUGGAGGAUCGUUUAGACAGACUGGAUGAUGCUAUCCAUGUGCUGCGGAACCAUGCCGUGGGACCUUCCACCAGUUUGCCUGCUGGUCACAGUGAUAUACACAGUUUAUUGGGACCAUCCCAUAGUGCACCAAUUGGAAGCCUCAGUUCAAAAUAUGGUGGAUCAAGCCUUGUUACAAGCAAUCGAUCUGCUUCAAUGGUUGGAACUCAUCGAGAAGACUCUGUCAGUCUCAAUGGCAAUCAUUCGGUCCUGUCUAGUACAGUCACUACUUCAAGCACAGACUUGAACCAUAAAACACAAGGAAAUUAUACAGGUGGCUUGCAAAGUCAGUCUGGAACUAUUGUUCCAGCAGAAAUCAAGACUGAAAAUAAAGAAAAAGACGAAAACUUUCAUGAACCUCCUUCAUCAGAUGACAUGAAAUCAGAUGACGAAUCCUCCCAAAAAGAUAUCAAGGUUUCAUCUAGAGGCAAAACAAGCAGUACUAAUGAAGAUGAGGAUUUGAACCCAGAACAGAAGAUAGAAAGAGAGAAGGAAAGGCGGAUGGCUAACAAUGCCAGAGAACGCUUGCAUGUGCGAGAUAUUAAUGAGGCAUUCAAAGAGCUUGGUCGAAUGUGUCAGCUUCAUUUAAAGAGUGAAAAACCCCAAACAAAACUCCUCAUUCUUCAUCAGGCUGUGGCAGUCAUCCUUAGUCUAGAACAGCAAGUCAGAGAGAGGAACCUUAACCCCAAAGCAGCCUGCCUUAAGAGAAGAGAAGAAGAAAAAGUUUCUGCCGUAUGGGCAGAGCCACCAACCACGCUGCCAGGAACCCAUCCUGGGCUUAGUGAAACUACCAACCCUAUGGGUCAUAUGUAAACAUCAGCCAGUUCCAGAGUUAUCAGUAGGCUAGAUAGAAGGUGACCUCUCCUCAUAAGGACUUGGACAACUCAGAUUAUCUGAAGACACAAACCCGAUAGGAGGCAGAAGAAAAAACAAAACACUUGAAGCAAGAAACUCAAAUAUAAUCCUAUGAUCAAAGGAACUGG
Molecule: messenger RNA, 2318 nt
Organism: Diceros bicornis minor
Lineage: Eukaryota; Metazoa; Chordata; Mammalia; Perissodactyla; Rhinocerotidae
Product: transcription factor 12-like
Biological process (GO): regulation of transcription by RNA polymerase II
Cellular component (GO): transcription regulator complex
Molecular function (GO): protein dimerization activity; DNA-binding transcription factor activity, RNA polymerase II-specific; RNA polymerase II cis-regulatory region sequence-specific DNA binding
Source: RefSeq, a predicted model, not a curated record